This is a messenger RNA of Amoebophrya sp. A120, 778 nucleotides long. Lineage: Eukaryota; Dinophyceae; Syndiniales; Amoebophryaceae. The record is from the annotation of a GenBank genome assembly.
AGCGAAUCUGUUUUACUCGAAAUUGCCCCUGCUCACUGAUAUGCUGCCGAGAUUUCUGGAUUCCAUUCAGGACACGGAAGGGGGAGAGAGCGACGCCACGGCGUGCAACAUGAAAGACCUCUAUGCGUGGUCGCAAAUAUGAACAAUCUGUCUGGGUCUGCUGGAAACAUGUUGCAUUCGGCUUGGCAUUAUUUUCAUUCCGACGAUUCUUUCAGACUAAAAUCUGUGUUAUUAGUAGUUGCACGAACAACUACAAAGGCAUACCGCAAAGUUGUUUUUUAUCGUGCAACGAGCACCCCUUGUGAAAAAUUUCUGCGGUUUCAUCUUGUUGGUAUACCUCAUCUAUUUCGAGAUUGAAAGUGUCAGUGUCUUGACCUUCUACAUCCAGAAUUCAACAUCGCAAGCUUUCCGACCCAGAUACGUUUGUCGAUUUGCAAUCGAUAACCUGGAGAGAGAGCUGCCCGCGUUGGGCACUGGCUGGGCGGGCACCGGCUGGGCAGGGGAUUUAAAUGUUCCCAGAGGGUUUUCUACUCGCGGCUUUUCCGAUAAUACCAACCACGACCGCAUCAUGGCUUUUCUUGCAGAGCACCGGGGCAACUACCCGGUCGAGGAUGGGCGCACGACUGGCGUCGCGGCACAACUCAUCGCUAACGCAACAGUUCGGUUCUUUUCCCAGUGGGCAAAUACCUGGAGUCGCGACGAGGGAGGCGGCCUCCCGGCGGCCCUCGGCGAGACGCGAAGACUUUUCCCGCCGCGUUCCCGCCCGGCGACUCGCGGC